Colossoma macropomum (tambaqui) is the source of this 3364-nucleotide messenger RNA. RefSeq names its product tripartite motif-containing protein 16-like. Gene Ontology annotation, molecular function: zinc ion binding; protein binding. Lineage: Eukaryota; Metazoa; Chordata; Actinopteri; Characiformes; Serrasalmidae. The transcript is spliced from 6 exons. The record is from RefSeq and is a predicted model, not a curated record. Bases 53 to 1714 code for a protein of 553 amino acids.
AACGAAACUGAUCUCAGAGAGCUGCUCUCUCUCAGUCUGUGAGUGCAGGAAAAUGGCCAGUAUUUCAGUAGAUCAGGACCAGUUCAGCUGUCCAGUCUGUCUGGAUCUGCUGAAGGAUCCAGUGGCUAUUCCCUGUGGACACAGUUACUGUAAGGUGUGUAUUAAUGGCUGCUGGGAUCAGGAUGAUCAGAGGGGGGUCUAUAGUUGCCCCCAGUGCAGAGAGACUUUCACUCCGAGGCCUGUUCUACGCAGAAACAACAUGCUGGCUGAAGUGGUGGAGAAACUGAAGAAGACAGAACUCCGAGCUGCUUCUCCUGCUCACUGUUACGCUGGACCUGGAGAUGUGGAGUGUGAUUUCUGCACUGGGAGGAAACUCAAAGCCAUCAAGUCCUGUCUGAUGUGUUUGGCCUCCUUUUGUGAAACUCAUCUUAAAACUCACUAUGAAGUUCCUUCCUGGAAAAACCACAAGCUGGUCAAAGCUUCCACACGACUACGAGAGAAGAUCUGCUCUCAGCACGACAAACUGAUCGAGAUCUACUGUCGUACUGACCAAACAUGCAUCUGUUAUUUGUGCAUGUUGGAUCAACACAACGGCCACAGGACAGUCUCAGCUGCAGCAGAAAGAACCGAGAAACAGCGUCAGUUAAAGGAGACACAGAGUGAAUCCCAGAAGAGAAUCCAGGAGAAAGAGAAGAAGCUGCAGGAGCUGAAACAGGCUAUGAACACUAUUAAGAGCUCUGCACAGACAGCAGUGGAGGACAGUGAGAGGAUCUUUACUGAGCUGAUCUGCUCCAUUGAGAAAAAGCGCUCUGAGGUAACAGAGCUGAUCAGAGCUCAGGAGAAGACUGAACUGAGUGGAGCUGAAGAGCUGAUGGAACAGCUGGAGCAGGAGAUUGCUGAUCUAAAGAGGAGAGACACUGAGCUGGAGCAGCUUUCACACACAGAGGAUCACAUCCACUUCCUCCAGAGUUUCCAGGCUCUUUGUGUCUCUUCUGAAUCUAAACACUCUCCCAAAAUCUUCAUCAGUCAACAUCUCUCAUUUGAUAAAGUGAGCAAUUCUCUGUCUGAUCUGAAGAAGCAACUGGAGGAAUUCUGUGAAGAGACACUCAACAGAAUCUCUCCACAUGCUGCAGCAGUUCAGAUCUUACUGUCAGAACCACAAACCAGAGAAGACUUUCUACAGUAUUUCUGUCAGCUGACUCUGGAUCCCAACACAGCAAAUCCCUGCCUCAUUCUGUCUGAGGAGAACAGAGUGGUCAAAUGCAGUCAGAGUGUCCAGCUGUACUCUGACCAUCCAGAGAGAUUUAACCACUGGUAUCAGCUUCUGUGUGAGGAGAGUGUGAGUGGACGCUGUUACUGGGAGGUUAACUGGAGCAGUCUGGGAAAUGUAUACAUAUCAGUCUCAUAUAAAGGGAUCAGCAGGAAAGGAUCAGGUGAUAAAUGUGUGUUUGGACGCAACAGUCAGUCCUGGAGUCUGCGCUGUUCUUCCUCUCUCUCUUUCUAUCACAACAACAUUGAGACUAAGCUCUCAGCCCCGUCCUCCUCCAGAGUAGGAGUGUAUGUGGAUCACAGAGCAGGAACUCUGUCCUUCUACAGCGUCUCUGAUACAAUGACCCUCCUACACACAGUCCACACCACCUUCACUCAGCCUCUCUAUGCUGGAUUCAGGCUUGCAUCUUAUGGAUCUACUGUGACUUUAUGCAAUCCAAAAUAGACUUCAAUUGUAUUUUAAUAAUAGAACCGAGGUCUCCAUUGGUGUAGAUACCCUGACACACCUUUUCUUACAUUUUGAUUAAUUCUCAUUUGUAGCUCAGUGAAACAAACGGAGACAUUUUUUUGAAUCUGCAGAUUUGGUGAUUUGAAUGAUUUUAAAUGAAAAGUUGUUGUGCCCUUUGUCUUGUUAUUUGCAAGCUUUACAUUUUUACGUUUUCAUUAAUUUUUGUUGCUGAAUUAAAUAAUAAAAGUCAGAAGUGCUCAAACCUGUCAAUAGAGAAUGCAAUACAAAUAUAAAUGUAAUUCAUAGUGCACUAAUGAUGUUUUGAAUUAUAGCAUUUUUAGACACAUGCGGCUCAUUUUGUAAUGUAAAUCAAAUGGAAUGCAAAUAAGUGAAUAAAUGAUCAGGGUUCAUACAGUUUUAUAUUGUCACAUCACUCUGUAAUUUAACAGGAUUUCCAAAGUGUUUUAGCUCAUCUCACUGUCAGUGCCACUCAUUCUUGAAAAUACAGUGUCAGUUCGUUUAGACGUCAUUAAAGCUCUAUAAUCCAGUAUUACCAUUCAUAGUGAACACGAACAUGAACAUGAGCUGUCCUGAUACCAAACCCCCUCAAGUGAUGCUUUUAAAAAUUAUUUUAUGCCUGUUUGAUGUAGAUUCAGUUAUAAAGUGAAGAUUCUAGAAGUCUCGAUGGUCAGUUGAUGAACUAAAUGUGUUGUUUUAAAGCACUAAAACUACUAAACUGUGUAGAUCAGGUGUCGCUCAGGACUGACACUGAGAACCACUGCUGUAAGGCCAUCACUGCACAAAAAUGGUGCCUUUUCAAGUAUCUUAAACCUAGUCAAUAUAUUAAGAUUUUUCAUGUUGAGAUUGUUAUUGGCUUAUUAUAAGAUUAUUGAACUUAUUUCUAUACAUGUUUUAGGUCAUUUUAUCAAGUAAAUGUUUCUCAUUAAAUUGGCAGAUUAUUUCAGUUGUUUCAAUCAUAUUUCUCAAAACAAUCAAAUGUUUCUGGCAAUAUAAAGAGACAACUUUAGUUAAAUAAUUAGCAUUUUUGCAGUGAUAUUCCAUAAUGGAGGGAAUAAGACAUGAGAGACAAUUGAGCCAUAAUAAAGAAAGAUGAAAAUACGAUAAGACCUCUCCAUUUUUAGUGCCUUCUGAGAGUCGGAGCUUCCACCAGCAGAGAUCCACACUGCUGAAUCCACUGACUUCUAGAUCAGUGUUCCCACUAAAGUCCUGCACAGUUUAGUUUAUUCCUGUUCCAUCACACCUGAUUCAGCUCUAGAAGGACUUGAUCAUUAGCUAAUGAUGUGACUCACUAAACUUGGGUUCCUGUAGGACUGAACCUGGAAAUCACUGCAGAACUGCUUUAUAUCCACAUUGUUGAGUCUCUGUGAUCCACUGAAUAGAACAGAGACAUUCAUUUAAAUCCAAAUAAUGUUACAUGUAAAUAUUAUAUACUACAUUUUUUUUUACUAUAUGACACUAAAAGUGUUUGACUCUGCGAUAUUUAGUCUAUUGAUUCAUUCUUUUAUUUAAUGUGCUACUGUUCCUGGGUCUUACUGUAUAUGUGUAGAAUGCAGAUGUGUCCCUACAAAUCUCUGACUUCAUUCAAACAACAGUAAUAAACUUUAUUGCUUCAUUGCUACCUUCAAC